This is a messenger RNA of Chenopodium quinoa (quinoa), 1812 nucleotides long. RefSeq names its product serine carboxypeptidase-like 25. Bases 682 to 1146 code for a protein of 154 amino acids. The transcript has 6 exons. Gene Ontology annotation, biological process: proteolysis; sterol biosynthetic process. NCBI's taxonomy places the organism in Eukaryota, Viridiplantae, Streptophyta, Magnoliopsida, Caryophyllales, Amaranthaceae. Gene Ontology annotation, cellular component: membrane; endoplasmic reticulum. Gene Ontology annotation, molecular function: C-8 sterol isomerase activity; steroid Delta-isomerase activity; serine-type carboxypeptidase activity. The record is from RefSeq and is a predicted model, not a curated record.
UUUACCCUUAGAUAGGCGGACUAGGUUUAGACUAUAUAUGUUCGGAUGUUCUGCAAAGCAUUGUUGUUUUAACGGAGUUUGAUCUGCAUUGAUAAUGUGUUCUUCUUGGCCCUAAACUGAUUUUUAAUCUUAAGAAAAUGCGUUAUCUGUUUCUGUGCAUUACAACAAGUUUUCGAUUUCUUCUAUUACUUUCUUGCCUCAUGGAGAGUUGACAGUUAAUUUUGUGUAUCAAGUAAUCCUCCUGUAGUUACUGUCAUAUGGAGUACAUCUUUUCCUUUGCUUACAGAGAAUUCCCACAUAUAUGAGGCUGAUGAGGAGCAUGGUUAAAAUCUACUAGUAGGAAGCUAAGGAUUAGCUCAACUUCAAAAUUUCUCCCGGUUAAAACCGGGGUGGUCAGACUGGUGACUGAUGAGAUUAAUACAACUCCAUUAGCUCAGGGUCCCUGAUAAGUUUAAGGCGAACCUGAACUUAGAGUGUGACAGCGACCAAUUAACUACAUGCAUUUAUUUUGUAACUAUAUUACUGUAUAUAAUCUUGCUUUUAAUUCUUACAAUACUUGUCCAUGAUUCAUGAUUGUAUAUAUAUUAAUCUAAAACUUGUAUGUACUGUCAUACAAAUCUCAAGUCAAACUUCUCUUUCUUUUAAUUAUUUAAGAUUAUUUGGGGAAGAACAGAAAGAAGAAUGGAGGUUCAUCUUCCUAAUUUUCCAAAAGAUUUUAAUGCGUCAGAUUUUAUCCCUAAUCUUUACUCUGCAAAAACCAUUUUGGGUAUUUUUGCUGCUGCUUUAAUUGUUGUUUUCUACUUCACAUGGAUUCUCUCAGGGAAAGAGUACAGCAAGGGUGAUUCCAGAUAUUUGUCUCUUGAUUCAACAACAAUAGCUCUUGAAGCAAUUUCAAUAUUCGUAUUUGGUCCAACCAACCUAUUAGCUGCUGGAGAUGUGGAUUCAGUAGUGCCAGUAACAGCUACUAGGUAUUCUCUUGCACAGUUGAAGUUGAAAGUUAAAAUCCCAUGGUAUCCAUGGUAUGUCAAGAAACAGGUUGGAGGAUGGACAGAGGUAUACGAGGGGCUAACAUUUGCGACUGUAAGAGGAGCAGGGCACGAAGUGCCGUUGUUCAAACCAUGCUUUUAUAUAUCCAUGCUUUUAUAGGAUAUCAUUGCGAUCGGAGGGACUGAUACAAAUGUUGUUGUCUUUGAUCGACCUUCUGGACAGAUUGUGUCUACACUAAGUGGUCAUUCAAAGGUUACCAGCAUUAAGAUUGUUCCACAGGAUGAAAGUUCAAUUAUAACCGGAUCUACAGACAAGGCAGGUUAUGCCAUUGUAGGUAUAGGAGCACCAUGGAUAAUUCAUGGAAGAGGGAUCAUUGCAAAUGGUUGUAUCAGCUGAAGAUCAAUGCUCCUGUGUAGUUGUUUCUGUUCUGUUGAUGUUAGCUGUCAGGCUGUGUCUGCUCAGCUUCUGUUGCUGUGAGCUGCUACAGUGUUGUGUCUGCUGUGCUGUGAUGUCGAGUUUUCCUGUGUUGAUGUGAUGUGAUGCGCUGCUGUGUUGGUGUUGAUGUGUGCUUCCUUUUGCAGUGCUGUGAUGCUGGUUUCUGGGGUGCUGUGAUGUUGAGUUGAUGUGCUUGCUCUGCUGCUUUGGUGUUGCGCUGUGUUUUGUUAUUUUUGUAGCCUGUUGAGCUGCUUAGUUUGGGCUGUUUAAUUUAGUUAGAUGUUUGCUGUUUAUAUUGUUCAUUAGAACAGGUUUUUGGAGUAUUAGAAGUAAAUUUCUGUAACUUUAUAUAUAUGUUAGUGUUUAUAUAUCAAUUUAAGUGAAAAAAAU